This is a messenger RNA of Fomitopsis serialis, 1793 nucleotides long. Its product is annotated as terpenoid cyclases/Protein prenyltransferase. Lineage: Eukaryota; Fungi; Basidiomycota; Agaricomycetes; Polyporales; Fomitopsidaceae. Bases 144 to 1724 code for a protein of 526 amino acids. Gene Ontology annotation, biological process: protein farnesylation. Gene Ontology annotation, molecular function: protein farnesyltransferase activity. The record is from RefSeq and is a predicted model, not a curated record. The transcript is spliced from 10 exons. Gene Ontology annotation, cellular component: protein farnesyltransferase complex.
AUUGCAUGAAUGUUAACUCUCCUCUUUACCUCCAAUCUCAAUUCACGAAUAUUUCCUGUCUGGCUUGGACAAUUAACAUCUCAGCCCGGUCGUUGACCCGUUCUUGAUCUGUUACUUCGAGCGAGUGUUUGAUUUGACUCGUAAUGGCGUCUGCUCGAGACUUGCGACCUACACCCACGGAUGGCUACCCAACUGCUACGUCCUUUCUCCAACAGGAUACCGAAGAAACACUCUUGGCCCAUCUUCCUCAAUCUCUAGCUUCAGCGAAUCCAGCAACUAGCCAGAAUGCACCUGCCGUUCUUCAGCGGAACAUCCAUAUGCAGUACCUCCUGCGGAAUCUGCGACAAGGCUUCCCGCAACGCUACACAGGCCAGGACGCGAGCCAGGCAUGGUUAAUGCACUGGACGUUCCAAGCGUUCAGCUGUCUUGGUGUGGGGAUAGAUGGAGAGACGAAGAGGAAGGCGCGCGAGAAGCUGCUUGCCAUGCAGCACGAGUCGGGAGGGUUUGGCGGAGGUCCUGGACAGGCUGCGCAUCUCCUCGCAACCUAUGCCGCUGUGACUGCGCUUGCGGUCGUUGGAGAGCCUGGUCCAGGCGGCGGUUGGGAGAGCAUUGACAGGAAGAAGAUGUACGAAUUCUUCAUGUCAGUGAAGCAGCCCGAUGGGUCCUUCCUGGUGAGCCACCACGGAGAGGUGGACGUCAGAGGACUGUAUUGUCUCCUUGCUGUCGCGACGCUCCUCAAUCUGCUAACCCCCGAGCUGCUCGAGGGUGUUCCCGAGUUCAUCGCGAGUUGUCAAACAUAUGAGGGUGGCUUCGGUAACGCUUCUUUCCCAGACUGGGCAUUCAGCAGCGAUGGCUACGAUCCAACAGCGCCUCGUCCGGUCUUGGGCGAAGCUCAUGGCGGGUAUACGUUUUGCGCACUAGCUUCCUGGGUGUUCCUGCAGCCCUAUGUCCGAAUCUAUUACAAGUCACCGUCUGCCGAUGCCCCUGCCCCAGUCGACCGCAUCCCGCCAACGAUCAACCUCCGUGCUCUUCUUCGUUGGCUUACGCACAUGCAGGGCACUGGCAUCGAACUAGGAGGAUUCAAGGGCCGGACGAACAAACUCGUGGACGGAUGCUACAGUUGGUGGGUGGGCGGCUGCUUCCCGCUCGUGGACGGCCUGUUAGGCUCGGGCGCGCCCGAACCAUCGAAGGAGACGGCACCCGAGGCGGAAAAUCGCCCAACGUCAACGGCAGACCAUGAAUGGCUCGACAUAGACGACGCACUAUUCAAUCGGGAGGCGCUCCAGGAAUACGUUUUGUUCGCCGGACAGCACCCAGCCGGCGGACUGAGAGACAAGCCGCCAAAACACCCGGAUUCGUACCACACUCUGUACUGCCUCGCCGGUCUCUCAGCGGCACAACACCGCGUUGCUCCCGAUCACUCUCGGAGAGAUGAUCUUCUCCGAAGCUGGGGCGCAGACGCGGCACGUAAGAUGACCGUUGUCGCCGGCUCGGUGGACGAACGAGGUCGUUUGGACACCCUGCGUGAGGAGUCGUAUCUUGACGCGCUGUGCUGGUUGGAGGACGAAGGGGCGGACAAGUACGUCGGAGGCUCUGCGAACCGUGUGAAUGCGACCCAGCCGUUAUUCAAUCUGACAAUCACGCACACUGAGCUUAUGAUGAAGCACUUCUACCAACAGAACCUGCCACCGCGGAUGCCGAAGACGGCGGCGAAGAGAUCUUAACCAUGCUUGGCGACGGCUUCGGGUGUGGUGCUGCCAUAUCAGUGGAUGUUGCACCGGCGAGUUGACAGC